CAGCAGAAGUGAAUAGUGUGAUUGUUCUGUGUUAAUGAUGAGAGGAGCAUUAUUCUCCCUCUUCCGCCGCAAAACCAAGCCACCAUUUUGUUUCUCUGCUCCUCUUUUCUUCUUCACAACAUCAACCUCUAAACUUAACAUCUUCGAUCGCCAACUCAAACGCAAUCAGCGUGACCGUGCCGCAUGGUUAAUGCCUCAAACCGAUCCUUUACUUCACACCGUUGCUCAUAAUCUUUUAGAUCGAUUGCAGGACUGUAAGAAGACUUUUCCUUCAGCUUUAUGUUUGGGAGGCUCAUUGCAAGCUGUCACACGUUCUAUUCGCGGCCACGGUGGCAUAGAGAAGCUUAUCGUCAUGGAUGCAUCCCAUGACAUGGUACAGCGUUGUAAAAAUGAUUACCAUGCAUCUAACAACGAAAACAUUGAAACCACAUUUGUGGUUGGUGAUGAAGAAUUCUUGCCUAUCAAAGAAAGCUCAGUGGAUUUGGUUAUUAGUUGCUUGGGGCUACACUGGACUAAUGAUCUGCCAGGAGCAAUGAUACAAUCUAUGUUGGCAUUGAAGCCUGAUGGCCUAUUUUUAGCAGCUAUCCUCGGAGGAGAAACGUUAAAGGAACUCAGAAUAGCUUGUACUAUAGCACAAAUGGAACGUGAAGGAGGAAUCAGUCCCCGAAUUUCACCUUUAGCACAGGUUCGAGAUGCUGGGAAUCUUUUGACUAGGGCAGGCUUCAACCUUCCAGGUGUUGAUGUUGAUGAGUAUACAGUUAAAUAUCCAAGUGCCCUCGAGCUUAUAGAGCAUCUCCGUGCAAUGGGUGAAACAAAUGCACUUUCCCAAAUGAACGCGAUGCUGAAGCGGGACACAGCCUUAGCAACUGCAGCGAUUUAUGAUUCAAUGUUUGCUUCAGAAGAUGGCACUGUACCUGCAACCUUCCAGGUUAUAUACAUGACGGGGUGGAAGGAACAUUCUUCUCAACAGAAACCAAAACGAAGAGGAUCAGCUACUGUUUCUUUCAAGGAUAUUCAAAAGCAGUUUGGCAACCAGAGUUGAUUUUUUUUUUUCAUUUCACUUGAUUCUCUCACUUAUAUAUCAAGGCAAUAAAAUUUACGAGCACUCUUCACAGUAUCGGUUUAUUUUUUUUUCUUUCUUUUUUCACAGUAUCGGUUAUAUAUCAAAGUUUUAAUUUAUGUAUCAAGACAUUUAAAUUCAUGAGCACUCUUCAUUUGUAUGUUAUCUAUAAAAUGCUGGUCCCUUUUUUUUCUUUCUAAGAUAUCAAAUGUUGGUACUUGUUAUA
This is a messenger RNA of Medicago truncatula (barrel medic), 1286 nucleotides long. Its product is annotated as putative methyltransferase At1g22800, mitochondrial. The record is from RefSeq and is a predicted model, not a curated record. The transcript is spliced from 11 exons. Gene Ontology annotation, biological process: mitochondrial respiratory chain complex I assembly. NCBI's taxonomy places the organism in Eukaryota, Viridiplantae, Streptophyta, Magnoliopsida, Fabales, Fabaceae. Gene Ontology annotation, molecular function: S-adenosylmethionine-dependent methyltransferase activity. Gene Ontology annotation, cellular component: mitochondrion. The coding region runs from base 35 to 1042 and encodes 335 amino acids.